Molecule: messenger RNA, 1211 nt
Organism: Molossus molossus (Pallas's mastiff bat)
Lineage: Eukaryota; Metazoa; Chordata; Mammalia; Chiroptera; Molossidae
Gene: RRP7A
Product: ribosomal RNA processing 7 homolog A
Exons: 7
Coding region: 11-850 (279 amino acids)
Biological process (GO): ribosomal small subunit assembly; rRNA processing
Cellular component (GO): CURI complex; UTP-C complex
Molecular function (GO): nucleic acid binding
Source: RefSeq, a predicted model, not a curated record
GGUCGGCAAGAUGGUGGCGCGCCGGAGGAAGCGUGCGGCAAGGAACGCCGAGGAGGUUCCGAGCCCGCCGGGCUACUCAGCCAUUCCAAUCAAGUUCUCUGAAAAGCAGCAGGCUUCCCAUUACCUGUAUGUGCGAGAGCACAGAGUUCGAGAAGGCACCAAGUCUUCCUGGCCUCAGAAGAGGACCCUUUUUGUCCUCAAUGUGCCCCCAUACUGCACAGAGGAAUGCCUGUCCCGCCUCCUCUCCCCCUGUGGCCCCGUCCAGUCAGUGGAAUUACAGGGGAAGCCUGAGCUCACUGAGAGCUCAAAGGAGCCCAAGUCGAAGUUUUUUCAUCCCAAGCCUGUUCCGGGGUUCCAGGUAGCCUACGUGGUGUUCCAGAAGCCGAAUGGGGUGUCAGCCGCCUUAGCCCUGAAGGGCCCUUUGCUGGUCUCAACAGAGAGUCAUCCCGUGAAGAGUGGCAUUCACAAGUGGAUCAGUGACUAUGCGGACUCCGUGCAGGACCCAGAGGCCCUGAGGGUUGAAGUGGACACGUUCAUGGAGGCGUAUGACAAGAAGAUAGCCGAGGAGGAAGCUAAGGCCAAGGAGGAGGAAGGGGUCCCAGAUGAUGAGGGCUGGGUGAAGGUGACCCGUCGUGGCCGGCGGCCUGUGCUCCCACGGACGGAGGCAGCCAGCCUGCGGGUGCUGGAGAGGGAGAAGAGGAAGCGUGCCCGCAAGGAGCUGCUCAACUUCUACGCCUGGCAGCACCGCGAGACCAAGAUGGAGCAUCUAGCACAGCUGCGCAAGAAAUUCGAGGAGGACAAGCAGAGGAUUGAACUGAUGCGGGCCCAGCGCAAAUUCCGUCCCUACUGAGCCGGCACAGACUCUGGGUGGUGGAGGCUGGCCAGUGAGGACAUGGAGGCAUGGAUGCUCACCAGACUGCCCAGGCCAAGGGCCUGCCACAUAAAACAGCACCAGAAACCUGAGCCCACGCACAGUGGGGUGAAGGACAGGUCACCCCUCGAUGCUCGUGCUCCAGCAGUCCCCAUCCCAGCGCUGGUGAGGCCUGCCCAUGAGGACUUGGCCCUCACGAAGCCACCAGCCCAGGAAGUGGUGGUUCCUUCCUGCUCCUGGUCUCUUCCCAGCCUGUCACUGGAUCCCCCUUGGAAAGUCAAGUGUCUGCUGCAUUGUCCCCUUUCCUCAUUGGAAAAGCCCAGAAGCAGUGCGAGGAUAC